GCUCAAUCCUCUCUCUCUCUCUCUCAGCUGCCUUCGCGCCGGCGAAGUUUGUCUCUGUGAAAACAGAGAGUGGUAGUGAGAGCGUGAGAAAUGUCGAACUUGCUAAGGGAUUUCGAGGUGGAGGCUAAGAAUCCGUCGCUGGAAGCGCGUCAAAGAUGGAGGUCGUCCGUGUCUAUCGUGAAGAACCGUACUCGUCGUUUCCGUAACAUUCGGGAUCUCGAUAAGCUCGCUGACUACGAGAACAAGAAGCACCAGAUCCAGGUUCCUAUUUCUUUGGUUUCUCUAUCUCUAUUAUUCAGUUUUUUUUUUUGCUGUGAGUAUGAUUUUGAUUUUCUUGGUUAAAAGGUUUUAUAGAAAAUUAUUCAUUGUGAUACUUAAAAGUUAAAACCUUUUGAAGAAGGAAUUGAUAAUGGUUGACCCUGUUAAGCUUUUUUUUCUGCCAUUGAUGAUCCGUACAAAAGGACUUUAUCAGAAAGGCGUUACUUGUUUUUUUUCAUAGUCUAAUCCACACUUUUGCAUACGAAACUUUUUUUUUAAUUCAUGAACUUAAAACUCUUUUUUUCUCGAUGCUAUGUGUAAUCAAAGAUUCAAAAUACACAUUAAAAUUUUGCAAUUUGCUAAUACAAACUCUAGAGAAAUAUGAAUCAAAGGAUGAUAUGGUAAAAUAUCUAAAGGAUGAAAUUAUUAUUCUUUUGGAGCGUUAUCUUUUUUGUUCAAUUGCGGAAACCGAAGAAAAAAAUAAUUCAAGUGGCACCACACAUGAUGCUGACAUCAAGUUGUAUCUUUGCUUGAGUGUGUGUCCUCUACUGUGUUUACAAAUUGGAUAAUUUCUUGUCGCUACUAGGAAGAUGAGCCAAUCUUGAGAGGCCAGCAAAAGUCUGACCCUUUUUUUUUUUUUUUGAGUUUUUUUCUCUUCUUAGCGACUGAAUCCAAACACCAAAGGACGAAAUUUCAGUUUCAAGACUUCUUAGCUUUUUGAUACCAGUUUUUCUUUAACUUAAAUUCAAAUUUGACUUAUGGUACGAGGACUUCUUGUGUGCAAUAAAUUAUUAGCUUAAGGACGUUACACACGGAAACUUGGCCAGGUGUAUUUUCAUAAGGUUCUUUCCACUUGCACAAACCAAAUAAAGAAGCAUUUUUAUGGGAUUCUUGUGGAUAUGAUGAGCUCAUUGUCUUUUCUUCUUUUUCCUUUUUGGUCUCUACUUAUUCGCAUUGAAAUCGAAUCACUUUUCAGUCUUUUUAUAAAUAAAGCAAAUUGUUUUAUAACCUAACUGUUGAGUCAAAGAAAUUGCAGCUUUAACUUAAAAUGUUCUUCACUGUGGCCGGGGGGAAUGAUUAGCACAUAGAUGUUAUGUUAACCUUUGUUACCAAAGAUAUUUCAGCUACAUUAGCUUUAUUUCUCUUUUGUAAGAUCAGUGAUAUAAUUGACGUUCCAAUGGUGUUUCAGAACCAUUCUGUCUUUAAAAAGCAAAAUGAAAAUUUAAGCAAGCAAUGGGUGAUGGAUCUUUUUACUAAUUUGUCCGGCUUAUGAUGAUUGCACCACAGAAACCGUUUGUUCUUUCUUCAGUUUCAUGAAAAGAUCCGAGUUGCUUUCUUUGUUCAAAAGGCAGCUCUUCAUUUCAUUGAUGCUGCUGCUAGGCCGGAAUACAAGCUCACUGAUGAGGUUAAGAAAGCCGGAUUUUCUAUUGAAGCAGAUGAACUUGCAUCUAUGGUUCGCAAAAAUGACACUAAGAGCCUGGCACAGAAAGGUGGAGUUGAAGAACUUGCUAAAAAAGUAUCUGUAUCUCUCUCUGAAGGCAUUCGUUCGAGUGAAGUGCCCAUUAGGGAAAAGAUAUUUGGAGAAAAUCGUUAUACUGAGAAACCAGCCAGAUCAUUCUUAAUGUUUGUGUGGGAAGCGCUCCACGACAUAACCCUUAUCAUUCUUAUGGUCUGCGCUGUAGUAUCAAUAGGUGUGGGUGUUGCUACAGAAGGAUUUCCAAGGGGAAUGUAUGAUGGGACAGGGAUCUUGCUAAGUAUACUCUUGGUGGUCAUGGUUACUGCGAUCAGUGAUUACAAGCAAUCUUUGCAGUUCAGAGACUUGGAUCGAGAGAAGAAGAAGAUUAUUGUCCAGGUCACCAGAGAUGGGAGCAGACAAGAAAUCUCCAUUCAUGACUUGGUCGUUGGAGAUGUAGUUCAUCUAUCUAUUGGGGAUCAAGUUCCAGCUGAUGGGAUUUUUAUAUCUGGAUACAACUUGGAGAUAGACGAGUCAAGCUUAUCGGGUGAGAGUGAACCGUCACAUGUGAAUAAAGAGAAGCCUUUUCUGCUUUCAGGAACCAAAGUACAAAACGGUUCUGCAAAAAUGCUGGUGACAACAGUUGGUAUGAGGACUGAGUGGGGAAAGUUGAUGGAAACGCUGGUUGAUGGUGGAGAAGAUGAGACGCCUCUGCAGGUGAAGCUAAAUGGGGUUGCAACAAUCAUUGGUAAGAUUGGUUUAAGCUUUGCUGUGCUUACAUUUGUGGUAUUGUGCAUAAGGUUUGUCUUGGACAAAGCAACGUCUGGUAGCUUCACCAACUGGUCAUCUGAAGAUGCAUUGACGCUACUUGACUACUUUGCAAUUUCUGUAACUAUCAUUGUCGUUGCCGUGCCCGAAGGUUUGCCACUGGCAGUGACCUUAAGUUUGGCAUUUGCUAUGAAGAAGCUGAUGAGUGACAGGGCACUUGUGAGGCAUCUUGCUGCAUGUGAGACUAUGGGUUCUUCUACUUGCAUCUGCACUGAUAAGACAGGGACCUUAACUACUAAUCACAUGGUGGUCAACAAAGUAUGGAUCUGUGAUAAGGUUCAAGAGAGGCAAGAGGGAAGUAAAGAAAGCUUUGAGUUGGAACUAUCGGAAGAAGUUCAGAGCACUCUUUUGCAGGGUAUAUUUCAGAACACUGGUUCGGAAGUUGUUAAGGAUAAAGAUGGAAACACUCAGAUCCUAGGAUCCCCGACAGAAAGAGCAAUACUCGAAUUCGGUUUACUUUUAGGUGGUGAUUUUAACACGCAGCGUAAAGAGCAUAAGAUACUCAAGAUUGAGCCGUUCAAUUCAGACAAGAAGAAAAUGUCUGUUCUUAUAGCUCUUCCUGGAGGUGGUGCACGGGCUUUCUGCAAAGGGGCAUCUGAAAUAGUGUUGAAAAUGUGUGAGAAUGUUGUGGAUUCAAACGGAGAAUCGGUUCCGCUAACUGAAGAACGGAUUACGAGUAUCUCUGAUAUCAUAGAGGGUUUUGCCUCAGAGGCUCUGAGGACUCUCUGCUUGGUUUACAAAGAUCUAGAUGAAGCUCCCAGUGGAGAGCUCCCUGAUGGAGGCUAUACAAUGGUAGCAGUUGUUGGAAUCAAGGAUCCAGUACGUCCGGGUGUUAGGGAAGCCGUUCAGACUUGUCAAGCUGCCGGAAUCACCGUCCGUAUGGUCACUGGAGAUAACAUAAGCACAGCCAAAGCAAUUGCUAAGGAAUGUGGCAUAUAUACCGAAGGAGGCUUAGCUAUAGAAGGUUCAGAAUUCCGGGACUUGUCUCCUCACGAAAUGAGGGCCAUUAUCCCCAAAAUUCAGGUAAUGGCUCGGUCUCUGCCAUUGGACAAACAUACUUUAGUCAGCAACUUGAGGAAAAUUGGAGAGGUAGUUGCAGUGACAGGGGAUGGGACAAACGAUGCCCCUGCGUUGCAUGAGGCAGACAUUGGACUAGCAAUGGGAAUAGCUGGAACAGAGGUUGCGAAAGAGAAUGCUGAUGUGAUCAUAAUGGACGAUAACUUCAAAACAAUAGUAAAUGUGGCUAGAUGGGGACGUGCUGUAUAUAUAAACAUUCAGAAGUUUGUUCAGUUCCAGCUAACUGUUAAUGUGGUUGCUCUGAUCAUCAACUUUGUCUCUGCUUGCAUCACAGGAUCUGCUCCACUCACUGCUGUGCAACUGCUUUGGGUCAACAUGAUCAUGGACACACUUGGUGCAUUGGCUCUAGCAACAGAACCUCCCAAUGAAGGUUUAAUGAAACGUGCACCAAUAGCUAGAACCGCCAGCUUUAUCACCAAAACCAUGUGGAGAAACAUCGCUGGUCAAAGCGUUUACCAGUUGAUUGUCUUAGGAAUUCUCAAUUUCGCAGGCAAAUCACUUCUCAAACUAGAUGGCCCUGACUCCACAGCCGUUCUUAACACAGUCAUCUUCAACUCCUUCGUCUUUUGCCAGGUGUUCAAUGAGAUCAAUAGCCGGGAAAUAGAGAAGAUAAAUGUGUUCAAAGGAAUGUUCAAUAGCUGGGUGUUCACUUGGGUAAUGACUGUGACGGUAGUGUUUCAAGUGAUCAUAGUGGAGUUUCUUGGAGCAUUUGCUAGCACCGUUCCUCUGAGCUGGCAACAUUGGUUACUAUCAAUCUUGAUAGGAUCAUUGAACAUGAUUGUAGCCGUUAUCCUCAAAUGCGUACCUGUCGAGUCUCGUCACCAUCACGAUGGCUACGACCUGCUUCCUUCUGGUCCUUCUUCUUCCAACUCUGCCUGAUACCGUUUCUAUGUUCACUUUUUUUUUGUUUUCCGGGUAGGAGUACACAAAUAUGUAAGUUUUCUAUUUUUGCUACUUCAAAUUCUUUUUUUUUAUACCACGAAUGGAAUUUUGUUUUCGACUUACUCCAAUACUCUAAUACGAUUUUGCAAUAAAUUUUGCAUUUUAAUUGAAUGUUAUCUAUCAAGAGC
This is a messenger RNA of Arabidopsis thaliana (thale cress), 4686 nucleotides long. It is a transcript of the gene ACA4, whose product is annotated as autoinhibited Ca(2+)-ATPase, isoform 4. The record is from RefSeq and is marked reviewed. Gene Ontology annotation, biological process: calcium ion transmembrane transport. Gene Ontology annotation, molecular function: P-type calcium transporter activity; ATP hydrolysis activity; calmodulin binding. Bases 1709 to 4495 code for a protein of 928 amino acids. NCBI's taxonomy places the organism in Eukaryota, Viridiplantae, Streptophyta, Magnoliopsida, Brassicales, Brassicaceae. Gene Ontology annotation, cellular component: vacuolar membrane; membrane. The transcript has 7 exons.